UCCCUCAGCACACAGACACAGCUCACUCUCUCUAAAGGAGGGAACGAGGCAGAGACACACACACACACACACACACACAGAGAGAGAGAGGGAGAGAGAGAGAAAGGAUCAAGAGAAGCUGGAGAGGAGUCUAUCUCUGAGCUGCUCUCUCCACUGCAGUGUCUGGCUUUCACUAAAAGGUCUGUGACCAUGUUUUUCCUGCUCUUGUUUGCCUAAUUUAUUCCUGCGAGGGCCAGCAGAAAGAAAGGCGGAAAGAAAAGGCAGAAUAGUAAAGAGUGCAACUGUACACCGUGACUCGCUGAGAGGGAAUGCAGAGAGGUUCUGGCCUCUGGUUGUUUCUAGUGGAUGGACAAGCACUGACAAAACAAGAGACGGGGGGAGAGAGGCAACACUUUGAGGAGCUUUGAUCAAAAGAGAGAAGCAACUGAGACCGAGGAGAUUGUUCAACUCUGCUUUUGUUGCGGCUUGUUUUCUUUUUCUGUGACAUCUGAGCCACUGACACCACAGACUCUGAGAAGUUGGAAGAGCCACAAGAAAACAUCAUUUCACCACAAACAACAUAAGGGCAGGACUUCUUUGAUGAACUCUGCUGCUGCAAAAACAACACAGAUUCUUGGAGGGAAGUAGGAGUGGAUUGUCUUUUCGCACCACACUCCUCGUUUUAAGUGUGGAACCACUGUCUACGCAUGCUUAUUUUCAGGGCACUAAGGUGUUCCUGAGGCAAAAACAGCAGGAGUGUGUAAAAACCAGAGUCACACUCAGAAAAUUGUCCUAACUGCCAUUUUUUUGGGAAGUGUGUGCAAACACUUCCAAAGCGUUAUAACUCUUCUUCCUUGCUAUAACUUCUUAAAGAGCCUUGACAUGCCAAGAGUGCGCCUGGACUAGAACUGCCACAGAUUAGCAGAUAACACCUUGGUACUGCAGGAACUGGUUGAACUAGUUUAUAAGUUGGAGGAGAGGGCAGGGCAGUUUAACCCUGCCUGAAGGGGAGCUGUGUUUUUUUUCCUCCCAGUUGCUUGUCCUUUUUGGAGAAAGUCAUGCGCCGAGCGUGAGGGGCUGACCUUCUUUCUUAUUUGAGCAGUGACUCUUGUUUUGUCCCUCACCACUGUGCUCAGGGAUAGGUGAGGGGAUUUUUUUCUUUUUUCCUCGGGAGACAGAGAGGGAAAGUAAAGAGGGAGAGAGAGAGAGAGAGAGAGAGAGGGUAAUUUAUUGUUUCCUGUGAAAAGAGCAAAGCUGCACCCUUUUCUCCUGCCUGAACUCUGAACCACUACAUGUGUGUCUGAAGUUUUCUCAGACCUUGGGAGCCAUUGAUCAGAGGUCAGGGCAGAAAACAGAGGGGUGAAAGACAAGAACACAGAGCGGAGGGAUUAAAUAAGAGAGAGAAAGACCUCCAGGUCAGUCUGAGCAGACGGCAAAGGGGAGUAAGGUCAACACCGUGGAGCCUGGGACAUCAUUUCAUCACAUUUCUGGACCAAACUUGCUUUGAAUUACAAACGUGGAGCCACUGUCUUCACGUCUGGGAACACUUUUUACACUUGGAGGGUAGUUGGGAGCUGGGGGACCAGGGGGACCAGGCGGGUCCAUGUAUGAUCAAGUCACAGGACUGCACGUCUCAGAAAAUAUGGCCAUGGUGAGCGGGGGAUGGGGCAACCCUAAUGGGGACACUAAUGGACUGGGGGAGAAGGCUUACCUGAAGAGAGAGGAAGAGGAGGGAUCGCCCCAGGCUGGGAGCAGCGACGUGGACGUCGGUGAUGAGGACAAGACCUGCGUGGUGGACUGUGUGGUGUGCGGGGACAAGUCCAGCGGGAAGCACUACGGUGUGUUCACCUGCGAGGGCUGCAAGAGCUUCUUCAAGAGGAGCAUCAGACGAAACCUCAGCUACUCCUGCAGAUCAAAUCGAGAAUGCCAAAUCGACCAGCAUCACCGCAACCAGUGCCAAUACUGUCGGCUGAAGAAGUGUUUCCGAGUUGGGAUGCGCAAAGAAGCUGUCCAGAGAGGUCGGGUCCCUCCGACUCACCCAGGGAUCAGUCCAAACUCGCUGGCAGGCGGGGUUGCAGGUGCCGGGCCAGGUCACAUUGGGGCCGAUUAUUUCAACGGGCAGCCGGUCUCAGAUCUCAUCUCCCAGCUCCUGCGGGCCGAGCCGUAUCCCAGCAGCCGUUACGGGCCUCCCUACAGCCAGACACAGAUGCAGGCGUCUGUAAGCGGAGCAUCCGUCAUGGGCAUCGACAGCAUCUGUGAGCUGGCCGCGCGCCUCCUCUUUAGCACUAUUGAGUGGGCCAGAAACAUCCCAUAUUUUCCAGAGCUGCCAGUUUCAGAACAGGUGGCGCUGCUGAGGCUGAGCUGGAGUGAGCUCUUCAUCCUGAACGCUGCUCAGUCUGCUCUGCCUCUGCACAUGGCUCCUCUGCUGGCAGCAGCUGGUUUCCACUCAUCGCCCAUGUCCGCUGAGCGCGUGGUGUCCUUCAUGGACCAGGUCAGGGUUUUCCAGGACCAGGUGGACAAGCUGAACAGACUACAGGUGGACUCGGCCGAGUACAGCUGCCUCAAAGCCAUUGCAUUGUUUUCACCUGAUGCUUGUGGACUGACUGACCCGGCUCACGUGGAGUCCCUGCAGGAGAAGGCCCAGGUUGCCCUGACUGAGUACGAAAGAAUGCAGUACCCCAACCAGCCUCAGCGCUUCGGCCGCUUACUGCUACGUCUCCCUGCGCUGCGCGCCGUGCCGGCAAACCUCAUCUCCCAGCUCUUCUUCAUGCGGCUGGUGGGCAAGACGCCCAUCGAGACGCUGAUCCGAGACAUGCAGCUAUCGGGGAGCUCCAUCAGCUGGCCGUACGUACCGGGACAGUAAACCCCCAGCAACUCCAGAGUAAGAUGGACUGAGAUCAGAUGGGAGAGGAUACAAAAGAUUAUAAUCAAAUACAACCUGAAUGUUUUGAAUACAACCUGGGAACAUGUUUGAGUGUAAAGGUCAGUUUUUCCCUCAUUGGCCCCCGUAAAGUUGGUGUUACUAACACCAAAGCUGCUUUCAGGGAAACAAUUUUUUUUUUUUGUUUUGUUUUUUUUUCCGCACUUGACAGUUUUCUAUGACUUUUAUCUGAUCGCUCUUUGUCUUAUUCUGGACAUCAAACAGGGCUUUCAUUUAAAAGCAGACUCUAACAUGAGGCCGUGUGCCUGUACUACCUCCUCCCAUAUCACCUCAUAUGUGAUUCCGUUUGAACCCAAGCCUGUGCAUUCUCCCCCUCUGCUCUGUUUCUCAAUCAACAUGAAGCCAUAGCAGUGCCACUUUUACGUUGUCACAGCCGGGACGUGGUGUUCAGGCUGUGUCAUGUUUGUGAUGUGAUACCAAAUGUAUUCUGGAAGACUGCAAAUAAUCUAAAACAAAGAUGAGGCAUGAGCACUGCACUAUGUGCGGUACUCUGAAAAGUACAACAAAUACUUUGCAUAUCAUGUGCUGAAGGGAGUAGCUCAACAUUUUAUGCCGCUUUUCCACUACAUGGUACCGGCACGACUCGACUCGCCUCAACUGCUUUCCAAGUCACUAGUCACUAGUUUGUGUGUGUCCCGUGUAAAACGAAGUCACAGCAGUUUCAUGCAGCUGUGCAGUGAUGACUCCGCCCACGUUAAGGAGGUACUAUAGUAAUGGACAACGGACUGAACCGCAUAGAGUCGAGCUUUGCCGUGCCGAGGCGAGGCGUGCCAGGACCAUGUAGUGGAAAAGCGGUAGAAAAGCAGCCAAUCUGUAAUCUGUCACUGACACAAGAAAAGUCCACCUCACAGAAACUUGUAAUGGAACAUGCUUCAUCCCUUUCGUUUCAUCCACACACAAAAAAUGUGAAAUUUAUGUGAAACUAGUGGUUGUUGAUCCUGGCCAAUGAAAAAGCACAUUUUAAAACAGUUUUAUGCCCUUCAGUUUGUGUCAGAGAUGUAAUCCCGGAAUACAAAAACUGAGGAAGAAUGCAAACGACUUGAUGUCCUUUAAUGAUGAAUUACGCCUUUAACACUGAACAACAUCGUGCUCUUGCAUUAGGAAGAAACAAAAAAAAAGUGAAGGUGAAUAUGCUCAGACCCCCUGGCUCAUCAGUCACAUCCCUGUGUAACAUUAUUACCUCGUGUUUUAUAUAUAUAUAUAUAUACAUAUAUAUAUGAAAGAUUGUAUAGUGAACAGUUAGUGUACUAAAGACAAAUAUAAAGGGAUCAAGUUAUCAUUACAACAGAAACAAUUAUAGUCCUUCUGUCCACCAGACUGAUGCCAAAUCUUUUUUGUUUUUGUUUUUUUAAAUGUAAAGUUUGAUGUAAGGAGGACUUUCACAGUUUCACUGCAGACUCACUGACAGGAAAGUAAACUGUGUAUUUUGAUUUUUUAAGGAUAGAGGUGGCUUUCUUUUUUUGUCAUGUUUGUGUUCCACUGUUUCAAGCACGCCCUAAUGGACAGCAGUCAAUGUCAGAUCAUGAAUGUGCUCAUACGAGAUCCUUUAAGUGUUGAAGUGCAAAGGUUGUGUUUGUUUGUUGGUACUGAGACAAAGGGCACGGUACUACUGUUCAUGAGUGUUAUUGUCAUGAACUGCAGCUCGGUGUCGCCACAGGUCUUCAAAAAACAAGUUGACAAUUUUGUGGUUGGAGGUUUUAUAUCACCUGAUAAAAAAAAAAAAAAAAAAGAGGCAACAAUGACUGACCCCUGCAACCUCUCCUGAAUCUCACACUGUGUUAUUUGUUGGAAUGUAAACUCUAGUGAUUUUGACUGUUUUAGCUUUGCAUUUAAAACAACUUUGUUCCUUUUGAUCAUGCCAAAGUGAGAGAAAAAUGCAACUGGUGGUUAUUUUUGCAUUACUGAAAAAUAAAUGUAUUCACAUUC
Molecule: messenger RNA, 4846 nt
Organism: Solea solea (common sole)
Lineage: Eukaryota; Metazoa; Chordata; Actinopteri; Pleuronectiformes; Soleidae
Product: nuclear receptor subfamily 2 group F member 6-like
Exons: 5
Coding region: 1583-2842 (419 amino acids)
Biological process (GO): negative regulation of transcription by RNA polymerase II; anatomical structure development; cell differentiation
Molecular function (GO): RNA polymerase II cis-regulatory region sequence-specific DNA binding; nuclear receptor activity; zinc ion binding
Source: RefSeq, a predicted model, not a curated record